Culex quinquefasciatus (southern house mosquito) is the source of this 916-nucleotide messenger RNA. RefSeq names its product mantle protein-like. NCBI's taxonomy places the organism in Eukaryota, Metazoa, Arthropoda, Insecta, Diptera, Culicidae. The record is from RefSeq and is a predicted model, not a curated record. The transcript is spliced from 2 exons. Bases 48 to 854 code for a protein of 268 amino acids.
AUCUCACCAACUCAGUUCAGGUCCGAAACUCAGUGGAGCUUGCGAACAUGAAGGCGUUUGUGGUGUUGUCGAUGGCCCUGGCCAUCGCAUCCUGUGCGGCAGUCGAGCAAGAACCGUCCAAGAAGGACAAGCGAGGCCUGUGGGAGCUCGCGGAUAACCAUUACGGGUUUGAUGACUACGCGCAUCAUCACACCAAGGUGCAUCACCACACCAAGGAGAUCGUCACGAAGCACGUGGACCGACCGUAUCCGGUUGAGGUGAUCAAGCACGUUGACCGUCCUUACCCAGUAGAAGUGAUCAAGCACGUUGACCGUCCAUACCCAGUGGAGGUCGUCAAGAAGGUCCCAUAUCCAGUGGAAGUGAUCAAGAAGGUUCCUGUCCAUGUUGACCGUCCCGUCCCAUACCCAGUGGAAGUGAUCAAGCAUGUUGACCGACCAUACCCAGUGGAGGUCGUCAAGAAGGUUCCAGUUGUUGUGGAGAAGAAGGUCCAUGUUGACCGACCAUACCCCGUUGAUCGUCCUGUCCCAUACCCAGUUGAGGUUGUCAAGAAGGUCCCAGUCCAUGUCGAUCGUCCCGUCCCAUACCCUGUUGAUCGUCCAUACCCGGUUGAGGUCGUGAAGAAGGUUCACGUUGACCGUCCCGUCCCAUACCCAGUGGAGGUCGUGAAGAAGGUCCCAGUCCAUGUUGAUCGUCCGUACCCCGUGGAGGUCGUCAAGAAGGUCCCGUACCCGGUUGUCCAGAAGGAGUUCGUCGAAGUGCCCAAGCCUUACGCAGUUCAUGUCGAGAAGCCCGUCCCAGUGCUCGUCGAGAAGAACCACCAUCACCACGUCGAGAAGCACUGGGAUCAGUACUGAGUGGUCUGAGUUUGUGAGAUCGAAUGAGUAAUAAAUGUUAAGUUUUGUACAGCAAUGAACAA